CCGAACGGCAGGUUGUAUAAAAGUGCCGCGCCCAAUGAUGCCGGCCAACAGAGUUCAAUAGCAGCUGCUGCUGUGAUCAACCAGCAACCGGGCAGAACAAACGCUAAGAGCGCGAUAUCGGCGGGCACAAAGCCGUGCAGAAUAAUUAUUGUUGUUGGUUAUUGGCGCUUUGCCGCUUGAAAAUUAUAUCCACGUUAUUAUUGUUAUUGUUGUGAUUGCGAUUGUGAUUGUUUUUGCAGCGCUUUACGAUUGAAUUGCUCGCGCAAACAAGUUACAUAAACACACGCGCACACACACAAACAUAACGCGUUUGUUGCACUAUUGUAGCUGUUGAAUAAAGUAAAAUAAAUUAAAAUCGAAAAAAAUUCAAUAAAAUUAAUACUUGGCAUUUGCAUUGAUACGGUCUCUCGAAGCGCACUAAUUUGCCGUAAUUUAAACAUAACAUUAAAUUAACGGUGAACCAGCAGCUGGCGGAACUGUUGCGCUAUCCAGUUGUUGUUUGCGAAACGUGGAGUUCGGAGCAUCGAAUAAGAUUUUUUACAUUAAAAUUUAGCACACUUCUUUGUGCGAAAAUGACUGCUAGUCACAAAACUUCGAAGUUGUUUUUGUUGCUGCUGGCUUUGCUAGCGUUUGCUAGCAAUACUCGUAAGUGCGCAUUCGCGGCGAUUCUAGCGCCCAUGCGCGAAGUGAAAGUCGUGGACGAUAUCGCAUCCAAUGUGCUUACCAAUCUCGAAGUGGAGGCCUACAAUGAGCGACGACAUCAUCGUAAUAUGGAUAAAAACUUUAAUAUGGAUAAAGAAUUGGAGGAUGAAAGUGAAGACGACGAGUUCUGUGUGUGGCACAAAUGUGAUAAUGACUUGCGCGAGCCACGCGGCUUCAAGAAAUACUUUGAUUUGUCAUUUUUGAAGAAAUUUAUGAGUCAUUUGAAUCCCUUUGGCAUGUCGCAGAUGAAUAUGAAUUUCUACCUCUUCAAACAGGACUUCCCUGAAUGUGGGCGUGAACUGAGUGUCAGCGAUAAGCGCGAAGAAAUAUUGCGAGCUGGCUUUAAUCCCAGGCAACCAACGCGCAUCAUCAUACACGGCUGGAUGAGUCAGUCGCGUGGCUCCUUUAAUCGCGACGUCAAGAAUGCCUACCUCAAGCGCGGCGAUUACAAUGUGAUUAUCGUUGAUUGGAGCGCCAGCGCCACGAAUGUCAAUUACUUCGCGGUCGUCAAGAUGAUUGAGGGCUUUGGCGCACAAGUCGCACGUUUCACGCAGCACUUGCAGCGUACCGUUAAAGCAGAUUACGAUGAUAUGUACCUCAUCGGUCACUCGUUGGGCGCACAAAUUGCCGGCGCUGCUGGCAAACUUAUACAACCCGCGCGCUACAACACCAUCUUUGCCUUGGAUCCUGCGGGUCCUAAGUUCCGUCAUCGUAGCGCUGAGUUUCGUAUCGAUCCCACGGAUGCCAAAUAUGUCGAGUCGAUACAGACAAGCGGCAAUUUGGGUUUCCUCGAACCAACCGGUAAUGCUACGUUCUACCCGAAUUAUGGUUUUUACCAAAGUCGCUGCUAUUAUGUGGGUUGCUCACACAUACGCGCCUACAAAAUGUUUGCUGAGUCUAUCACAACCGAUGUGGGUUUCUGGGGCACGCGUUGUGAACGUCGUGAGCCGGAAUGGCAGUGUAAUGAAGAGGUGUCACCUGCGGAUCUCUAUCGAAUGGGCGGUGAGCCCGCACAGCUGAAAAAUGGCAUUUUCUAUGUGAAGACGGGAACGGGUGCCCCGUUUGCGUUGGGUCGCAGCUGGCAGAAUGAAGAGGCGUAAGACGGGACGUAUGGGUGGGAUUGAGAGUAAGGACUUUUUCGCGUUAAUAAUGUGAAUGAAACGAGAUCUUACGAAAUGUGAUACUUGUUCCAAAGCUUGCCACUUGAAAUUAGUCAGAAUAACAAAGAAAGAAUUCUUUCCAUGAAAACAUAAAAUUCCGUCAUAUACAAGUAUAAAACUUUUUAUAUAUAUUACAUAUUUUUACAUAAUAUAAUUUUAUUUAAAUAUUUUUUAAGCGAAUAUGAUUUAAAUAUUUUAUUUUUAAUCUAAUUAUGAUUAAAUAAUUUUAAUUUGGAAUAAAAUUUUAAA
This is a messenger RNA of Bactrocera oleae (olive fruit fly), 2111 nucleotides long. RefSeq names its product phospholipase A1. Gene Ontology annotation, molecular function: lipase activity. NCBI's taxonomy places the organism in Eukaryota, Metazoa, Arthropoda, Insecta, Diptera, Tephritidae. The record is from RefSeq and is a predicted model, not a curated record. Gene Ontology annotation, biological process: lipid catabolic process.